Bipolaris victoriae FI3 is the source of this 2997-nucleotide messenger RNA. RefSeq lists its product as hypothetical. Gene Ontology annotation, molecular function: NADP binding; flavin adenine dinucleotide binding; transmembrane transporter activity. Gene Ontology annotation, cellular component: membrane. Lineage: Eukaryota; Fungi; Ascomycota; Dothideomycetes; Pleosporales; Pleosporaceae. The transcript has 12 exons. The coding region runs from base 1 to 2997 and encodes 998 amino acids. The record is from RefSeq and is a predicted model, not a curated record. Gene Ontology annotation, biological process: transmembrane transport.
AUGGCUCUCCCUUCGAAACGUGUCGCUGUGAUCGGUGCAGGUAUCAGUGGUGUCGUUGCUGCGGCCCACCUCAAGAAAGAAGACAUCGAUGUCACCGUCUUUGAGCGAAGUAGUGCUGCAGGAGGCAUAUGGCUGUACGACGAGCGAAAGCCUCUUGAGCCAUUGUAUUCAGGAGUGCCAAUUUCGAAGACUGGCAGUGCAUACGCAAGUGAAGAGUCAGAAGAUGUGCAAAGGCGGAUCCAUGCACCACCAGGGCAAGUUCAGAUAUUUGAAGAUCCAUGCUAUAUCGGCUUGAAAAACAAUGUAAGCACCCGCUUACUAGAGACCACAUUGAACAAGUUUCCGCCUGGAACUGAGGACUAUGUGACGCACAAUGUUUUAGCAGAUUAUAUACAGGACACUGCCAUUGUGACAGGAGUACACGAAGCUACACAGUAUGAUACGAAUGUAAAAAAUGUCUGGAAAGAUGGCGAUUCAUGGUCAGUUGAGACGACGACUCUGCAGACAGAUAGUACAGGUGUGGAAACGUGGAACACUUCUACUCAGGUUAGUGCUUCCAUGACCAUAAAAACCAUGAUUCUGACAUGCGUACAGAAAUUCGACGCUGUAGUCGUUGCUUCAGGACAUUACCAUGCACCAAGAGUUCCAGAUACCCCUGGUUUGGUCGACUGGAAGAAGAGAUGGCCAGAUAGGGUAGAACAUUCGAAGCGCUAUAGAAAGCCUGAAAAUGCUGAAAACAAGAAUUAUCUGCUUGUUGGUGGAAGCGUCUCAGCAACGGAUAUUGCGCGUGAGCUCAGCCCAUACGCCAACAAGAUUAUCCAAAGCCAAAGGAACGGCAAAUUCGAUCUUCCUCCAGCAAUGCUUCCCGAAAAUGCCUACCGGGUCGACGAGGUAGUGUCGUACGAUGCGCCCAGCGCGGAUGAAUCGAAGCCCUUAGGCCCAUCAGAAGCCAUACCAGGCACAGUGACUCUCAAAUCAGGAAAGAAAAUCUGUGACAUUCACCAUGUUAUACUCUGCACAGGAUACCACCUUACAUUGCCGUUUUUGCCGCAACUUCAUUCGGACGACACGCCGGUCGACAAGGCAGACGAUACACUGUUGGUGACGGACGGAACACAAUUCCACAAUUUACACAAAGACAUUUUCUACAUCAAUGAUCCUACGCUUGUGUUCGUUGGUGUUCCUUUCUUCACUGCCACCUUCUCCCUGUUCGAGUUCCAAGCCAUGGCCGUUGCCAAGGUGCUCUCUGGUCAGGCGAAGCUUCCAAGCCAAGAAGCCAUGCGGUCCGAGUACAACGAGAGAAUAAAGACAAAAGGCUACGGCAAAGACUUCCACAGUCUACGGGAUCAAGAGGCAGAAUACGUCAAUGACCUUUUAGCCUGGGUCAAUGCUGAUUUGGAGAAGACGGGCAAAACCAAGCUCAAUGGGCACAGCAGUCAAUGGCUCAGUCUAAAAGCAGAAAUCGUGGCAAGGAUGAAGGCAUUUUUCACCACGCCGGUCUUGGAAAAGAGGCUUGAAGCAACAUUCCCAGAAACUAUUUCCCACGCAGCCAUCGAAACCCCCCCUGUCAAUGUCGACAUUUCGUCCCCACCGCAUAAAUGGUAUUAUUACCUAUGGGAUACACUCGACAAGCCAAAGGAGGAACGAUGGUUUAUGUUUAAGCUUGAUGCUGCGUUGUUGACUUUUGCGUCGUUGGGUUAUUUCAUCAAGUAUCUUGAUCAGAUGAAUAUCAACAGUGCUUUUGUGUCUGGAAUGAAAGAGGAUCUUGGGUUAUAUGGCAAUCAACUUAAUUACAUGCAGACUUGCUGGACGGUGGGAUACGUUAUCGGGGAGAUACCGAGUAACAUCAUCUUGACCCGUGUUCGACCGUCGAUUUGGAUUCCCGCCAUGGAGCUCACAUGGGCAGUCCUGACGUUCUGUCUCUGUCGCGCCAAGAACGCAGAAACAAUCUACGCUUUACGAUUUCUCAUCGGUCUCGCCGAAUCUACUUUCUAUCCUGGCAUGCAAUACAUAAUCGGGUCAUGGUACCGCAAAGAAGAACUCGCCAAGCGCUCCUGCAUCUUCCACACCAGUGGCGCAAUCGCAACCAUGUUCUCAGGCUACCUCAUGUCCGGCGUCUACAGACUCGACGGCAAAGGCGGCUUCAGAGGCUGGCAAUGGCUCUUCAUCGUCGACGGCAUCAUCUCCAUCCCCAUUGCCCUCAUGGGCUUCUUCUUUCUGCCCGACCUCCCCGAAAUCUCCAAACCCUUUUACCUGACAAAAGAGGAAGUCAAGUUCGCACAGGAGCGCAUGCAGCGCGAGGGCCGCCAAAAACGACAGCCCUAUACUCGAGCUAAGAUCUGGAAGAUCUUUACGUCCUGGCAUAUUUACGCCCUCGUGUUCCUUUACAUCUUUUUCAACAACGGUAACUCGGGCGCGCAGCCUGUGUUCCAGCAGUUUCUCAAGUCGAGUAAGCAUCCAAAGUAUACCAUUACUCAGAUCAACACGUACCCAACAGUUACCAACGCCGUCCAAGUCGUAACCACCCUCCUCUACGCCUGGACCAGCGACAGCAUCCUCAAAGGCUCGCGCUGGCAGCCCAUAGUCUUCGGCGGCUGCGUAAACAUAAUGUGCUACGUAAGCCUCGCCAUCUGGGACAUACCCAUCAAAUGGAAGUGGGCCUGCUACAUCCUAACGGGCUUCGGCGGCGGCAUCUCCGGCCUCUGCUACGCCUGGGCACACGAAAUAUGCACGCAUGACAACGAGGAGCGCGCCAUUGUGGUGGCUUCUAUGAACGAAAUGGCAUACGUGGUUCAGGCGUGGUUGCCACUCGUCGUGUGGAAGCAGGUCGAGCAGCCGAGGUACCACAAGGGCUUUAUUACGGCCGCGUGCUUGAGUUUUAUGAUGAUUGUUACGGCGUUGACGACGCGCGCGCUGCAUUUGAGGGAUAGUAGUGCUGGAGGCGAGGAAGCUGGAUCGGAUGUCGAUGCGGAUCUUGGCUUUAGAAAAGGGACUUGA